Leucoraja erinaceus (little skate) is the source of this 3391-nucleotide messenger RNA. RefSeq lists its product as uncharacterized. The record is from RefSeq and is a predicted model, not a curated record. Gene Ontology annotation, molecular function: protein dimerization activity. Bases 1147 to 2325 code for a protein of 392 amino acids. The transcript has 8 exons. NCBI's taxonomy places the organism in Eukaryota, Metazoa, Chordata, Chondrichthyes, Rajiformes, Rajidae.
UGGCCCCGCCCUCCGCGGACGCUUGGCGCGAAACCGGAGCGGAUCUGACGUUUUUACGGGAGGCGGCGCUUGGCUGAAGGACGUUGUCCUGGGCGACCAUCCCGCGGCCUUCACGUAGAGGCUCAUAGGCAAAGAUCAGUGUCCGAUCAAUAUCUUUGAAUUCUGGACUGCAAAUAAUUAAUUGACGAUGGAACCUUCAGAAAGAGUUAGAGAUCUCUGGUAUCAGAUGAAUCCCGUUUUGGCUCUGAAUAAGGUGGAGAGGAAACCUUCAAAGCGACUAAAGUGUGAGCAGACUGCUAUUGAGUCUCAUUUAACAGGAAGGACAGUCAAAUGGAUUGUAAGAGAAGCUUUAUGUAAGGAAAGAACGCUACACGGUGAUCGACUGCCACUGAAGUUACUAUGAUCCAAUAGUAUAUAACCAUUGUCACCAUGCAAAGCUUCAAAGACCUAGGCAAGCCCAGAAGACCAACCAUUUUCUGUGAAUUCAGAUUUGACCAAGUGUUGCAAUGAAGAUUUCCAUACUCCGGUUUAUCCUUCACCUCAAAUAAAAAAGGAGAGACAAGGAACACUACAUUUAUUUUUCCAGAUGCCACUUUCCAAAAGUCCAGGCAGUGCGGACUUGUCAUCCUAUGCUACCAGUCCUGUCAUUAUAAUUGCAAACAGACCAGAGAUUCCAGUUACUGCAUUUACUGCUAGUCCAGUCAAGACCUCUCCAAUCAGAUCAGGAAGUCCAGGCAUGACAUCUUCUGCUACUACACCAAGUAGUCCCAUUUUGUCAUCAUCAGCUACCAGACCACACACUCCAGUGUUGACCAGUGGUAGUCCGUGUGUAAAUGUAGUUUUCCCAACUGAUGAUCCUUUGUCUCGUCUCCAGAAUACGGGAAUGAUGAACCACCUUGUUCCAUUCAUGAAGGGACUUCUUUGACAUCUCCCUCUGCAGAAGCUGCACUGACAUCAAAGUCGUUGCCACAGACACCCAACCAUCCGACAAACCUUUCUUCUUUGCCAAUACAGCGUUUGAGAAAUAGAUCUCUUAAGUUUCAGGCAAAGUGGUUUAAAGAGUUUCCAUGGCUCCAUUUUGAACCAAAUGUGGAUGGUGUAUUGUGCCAUACCUGUGUAGUAGCAGCAGAACUGGACUUAUUGAAAAUGUCAAAGUACAAGGAGCAGACGUUUAUCUCGAGAGGUUUUAAGAACUGGAAAAAGGGCAUUGAAAAAUUCACAGUUCAUCAAAAGUCUAUAUGCCACAAUAUUGCCAGUGCAAACUUGUUUCCCAGCAACGAGCCAUGUGACGUUAAUGCCCAGCUGGGCGAACGAUUAAGCCAAGGACAGAUAGUGGCCCAGAAAUCCCUAGUGCAGAUAAUUGAAGCGCUGCAGUAUCUGACCCAGCAAGGUCUGCCGUUACGUGGGAACGAUGACGGUGAAGGCAACUUUACAGCAUUGCUUAACCUCUUCUCAUCUCGUGACGGGGACUUUAAGACAUGGCUGCAGAAGAAAACAAACUAUACUUCUGGACUGUGCCAAAAUGAGAUCCUCCAACUUCUAAGUCACCAUAUACUCAGAAGCAUUUGUAAAGACGUUCAGUCGACGCCAUUUUUCGGUGUUAUUGUUGAUGGGACUCGGGACUGUACAGGCACCGAGCAAAAGUCGAUCUGCAUUCGCUUUAUGGAUGAAGUGUUUGACAUUAAGGAUGAGUUUGUGGGACUGUACCAGAUGAACUCCACGACCGGAGCAGACCUGGCGAGGAUGAUCGUCGACGUGCUCACAAGGUUGCAGCUGCCAAUCGACAACUUGCGGGCCCAGGCUUACUGCGGGGCGGGAAACAUAUCCGGAUGCCAGGCGGAAAUUAAGAAAAUCCAGCCGUUAGCCACAGACCUGGUGGAACAAAAGCAACUCUCCUCGAUGCUUCUAAAGGGCGAUUAUCAUCAGGAUUUGGUAGACAGGUUUCCUGAACUUGAGACACUUCACUCAGAACUUACAUUUUUCAGGACGCGGUUUCCACGGGCAACUAUUGAGGAGUACAGGCAGGUUUUCAAAGGGAUGUGUCCAGAGGUACGACAGAUCUUCCCUCGAGUUGAGGCACUGUUAAGACUGGUUCUGAUAUCUCCAGCCAGUCCAUGCGAGGCGGAACGAUCGUUCAGCACACUGCGCGGCAUUAAAACGUGGCUUCGCACCACCAUGUCUCAGGAGAGGCUGAACCAUCUCAUGAUCUGCAGUGUGCACAAGGAGCGGCUAUCAACAGUGGAUUCUCGCAUCAUAGCUGAGGAAUUUGUCAGCAAUAAUGAAGAUACCAGGCGGCGUGUGUUUGGAAAGUUUCACUUGGAAUAGGUGGUUGUCAGUGAAUGGAAUACAUCAUGGUUACAUAUUGGGUAGAACUUUCAAAGUGUUGUUAAAUACAAGAAUCAAAAGGGUUUAUUGUCAGUACAGCCAUACUCACAGUGCAAUGAGAUAGCGUUUCCCUAGAACCUCGGUUGUACAUAGGACACAAUUGGACAACAUGCUACAUAUAAAGAUACUACGCUAUGCACAUGGUUGCAUAGUCUGGCUGUGAGAGACGUAUGCUUUGGUACCUUCUGCCAGAUGGGAGGGGGGAGAAAUAUUUAUGUGAGGGGUGGAUGAGGUCCUCCGCAAUGCCGGCUGACCUUACUACUCGCUGCAGGUUCCUGCGGUCCAUGCUGGUGCAGUUUCCAAACCAGGCAGUGAUGCAGCUACUCGGGAUGCUCUCUAUAGACCCUCUGUAGAAUGUGGUGAGGAUGGGGGGGGCGGGAGGUGGGCUUUCCUCGCGAAGUGGAGACACUGCUGGGCUUUCUUCACAGUGAUUCUUGUGAAUCAAACUUUCAUUGCAGACCUCUUUUUUUUUCAAAUUUCCAACAUUGGGUGGAUCAUCCACUAAAAGCGUUCAGCCCAGACAGAGUACCUGGCUGAGUGCUGAAGACCUGUGCGAACCAACUGGCUAGAGUGAUCAAGGACAUCUUCAAUCUCUCACUUUUGUGGUUUGAGGUUCUCACCUGCUUCAAAAUGGGCAUCUAUUGCCCAAGAAGAGUGUGGUAACUUGCCUCAAUGACGGCUACCUGGAGGCAUUUACCAUAACAGCAGAACAUGUUAUUAUACUACUGUAGUGUGUAAUAUCUUGGAACAGUGUUAAGGAACUGAACACCUUCUUCAAAAAUAACGUCUCUCUAGGCUGGAUGAGAAGAACUUUUUUCACACAGAGAGUGGUGAAUCUCUGGAACUCUCUGCCACUGAGGGUAGUCGAGGCCAGUUCAUUGGCUAUAUUUACGAGGAAGUUAGAUGUGGCCCUUGUGGCUAAGGGGGAUCAGAGGGUACGGGAUACUGAGUUGGAUGAUCAGCCAUGAUCAUAUUGAAUGGCGGUGCAGGCUCGAAGGGCCGAAUG